Molecule: messenger RNA, 519 nt
Organism: Fusarium poae
Lineage: Eukaryota; Fungi; Ascomycota; Sordariomycetes; Hypocreales; Nectriaceae
Exons: 1
Coding region: 1-519 (172 amino acids)
Biological process (GO): secondary metabolite biosynthetic process
Molecular function (GO): monooxygenase activity
Source: RefSeq, a predicted model, not a curated record
AUGUCGGCGAGCAAGUCAGGUAUCAAAGUCAUCAUUGUUGGUGCUGGAUUCGGCGGAUUGACAGCCGCCAUCGAAUGUCAUCGGCAAGGCCACGAUGUCGAGAUCUAUGAGUCCUUCCCUGAGCUCAAAGUUCUUGGUGACAUCAUAUCCUUUGGCGGAAACGCCGGUAGGAUCUUUCACCGAUGGUCCGACGGCAAAGUCGUAGCCAGACUGCGUCCGUUGUGCAUCAACAUACAGGACUACGGCUUCCGAAUUCACAAAUGGGACACUGGUGAGGUUGUCUACCACCAGAAGCGACCACCGCCGAAUCCUGAGGCUCCAGUUUUGAAUGGCCAUAGAGGCGAGCUUCAUGAGAUAAUCUUCAACUAUGCACGCGAUGAGCUUGGCAUUCCCAUUCACCUUGGCCAGCGAGUAUCCGAGUAUUUUGAGAAUGAGACAAAUGCUGGUAUCAUUUUGAAGAGCGGAGAAAAGGUUUUCAUCUCCCAGCUUCAUAGGUCUACUCAGCUAAAAUUGGCUUAG